Molecule: messenger RNA, 1350 nt
Organism: Saccharomyces kudriavzevii IFO 1802
Lineage: Eukaryota; Fungi; Ascomycota; Saccharomycetes; Saccharomycetales; Saccharomycetaceae
Gene: DCW1
Product: putative mannan endo-1,6-alpha-mannosidase
Exons: 1
Coding region: 1-1350 (449 amino acids)
Biological process (GO): fungal-type cell wall biogenesis; carbohydrate catabolic process; budding cell bud growth
Molecular function (GO): mannan endo-1,6-alpha-mannosidase activity
Source: RefSeq, a predicted model, not a curated record
AUGCUACUAAACAAAGUUAUAGGGUUACUAAGCGUACUCUUCUUCACGAAAUUUUCAAAUGCCGUCGAAUUGGAUUUAGACAACUACGAAUCUCUAGAAAAUGCUACAUCACUGAUCGCUUAUGGUUUGAUGGAUUAUUACACAGGCAAUCAGUAUGGUAAGACAAUCGGUAUGUUUUCGGAUCCAUAUUAUUGGUGGGAAGCUGGUGGUGCAUGGGGCUGCAUGCUGGAUUAUUGGUUUUUCAUGGAUAACGAUACUUAUAAUGAUGAAAUUAUAGCUGCUAUGGUACACCAAUCCGGUGAUGACAAUGACUAUAUUCCACUGAAUCAAUCUACCACCGAGGGUAAUGAUGAUCAAGCCUUUUGGGGUAUUGCUGCCAUGACUGCCGCGGAGAGAAAUUUCACUAACCCUCCUGCAGACGAACCACAAUGGUUAUACCUGGCGCAAGCUGUUUUCAAUACGAUGGCGUUGCGUUGGGAUGCGGAUUCCUGUGGUGGUGGUCUAAGAUGGCAAAUUUUUGUCUGGAACUCUGGUUAUGACUAUAAAAACACCGUUUCAAAUGGUGCCUUGUUCCACAUAGCUGCAAGACUGGCAAGAUAUACAGGUAACCAAACGUACGUCGAUUGGGCUGAAAAAGUUUAUGAGUGGAUGGUUGGCGUAAAUUUGAUUUCUAAUGGUACCUAUAAGUAUGUUUACGAUGGUGUUAGUAUCGGCGAUAAUUGUACUAAAGUCACUUCAUAUCAAUGGACAUAUAACCAAGGCUUGUUAUUAGCUGGUUCUGCUUAUCUUUACAACUUUACGGGAUCCGACCUGUGGCACACAAGAACGAAGGAAUUUUUGAACUCUUCUCAAGUGUUUUUUCAGGACGGUAUCGUGUAUGAAGCGGCCUGUCAAGGUCCAAAUUCUUGUAAUACAGAUCAACGUUCUUUCAAAGCCUACUUUGCUCGAUUCUUAGGUGUUACUGCACAAUUGGUGCCAGAAACCAGAAACCAAAUUAUGACCUGGUUGAAUACGUCUGCAAUUGCAGCUGCUAAAUCAUGUUCUGGUGGUACUGAUGGUCAUACAUGUGGGCUAAAUUGGUUCAAUGGCACAUGGGAUGGUAUGUAUGGUUUAGGUGAACAAAUGGCGGCCUUAGAGGUUAUGGUAAACACAAGGGCUUUAGAUAAACCCGCUCCAUAUACUGCCGAUGAGGGUGGUUCGUCUGCUGGUGAUGGGGCAGCCGGUACACAAGCACAGCCUACGAACUUGGCUCCUUUGAACAUUACGAAAGGCUCCAAGGCAGGCGCAGGUAUCAUUACUGCUGUUAUUGGUAUUUCAAUUGUCGCAUGUGCUCUCUGGCUGGUAUUUUGA